Molecule: messenger RNA, 4896 nt
Organism: Odontomachus brunneus
Lineage: Eukaryota; Metazoa; Arthropoda; Insecta; Hymenoptera; Formicidae
Gene: Pak
Product: serine/threonine-protein kinase PAK 1
Exons: 10
Coding region: 1738-3501 (587 amino acids)
Biological process (GO): regulation of MAPK cascade; protein phosphorylation; regulation of axonogenesis
Cellular component (GO): cytoplasm
Molecular function (GO): ATP binding; protein serine/threonine kinase activity
Source: RefSeq, a predicted model, not a curated record
ACUCGUUUCGUUUUAAGUACAGAAAAACUAUAACUCAGUCUAGACAAAAAAAACUGAUAAUAUAUUAGAGAUUCGCGCAUUCUCAUCUCGGGAAGAAGUACCGACGGUGGAGGCUGACGUAGAGUGGUGAUGGCGAAUCGUGAACUUUCUUAUUAGAGCGUGUGCAGAGAGAUAAAAAAAAAGUCGCGAGAUAAAUCGAGAACAUUUGAUUCUGUCUCGUUAUCGAUAUUGUCGCCAGGACAACCUCUUCGUGAGUGAUGUUCGCACGACGACGAUGAAGAUAUGCUCGCGUUAAUUAGUUGAGUACGGCGUCAAUCACAGAUGUGAACAUUAAGAACAGCGACCGAAAGCUGUCGCACCGUUGUCCCUCUCCUGCCCCUCUAAGUCGCAAAGAACCCAACCUUGACGGGGUGAUAGCGAUCAAGAAGAGUAGGUGAAAGAAAAAGAAAAGGGGUAGCAGAAGGUGCGAUAAAAGGCAUCUGAAGAAUAAGGAGAAAGUAUCAUACAAAUGUGCAAACGAAUUUGUGCACACCGCAGCCGAAUUACAUAUAUAUAUCCAUAGGUAUAUAUAUGUACAAAAUAAGCCGAAAUUCGCAGUCUCGCGCUACCUUAAAAGAAAAGAAUACUUUUUUAAUGUCUGCUGUCAUAUCACGAAGAAUGGGAGCGACGCACCGCUCAUGUUGCAGUGCAGGGUCGCGAUGGAUCUAAAUCCGCCACUGGGCGCUAUAUAUGUUCCGCCGUUAUAUGCACUGUGGGUUGCAUACACUUUUUCGUUCGCGAGUGCGAAAGUAAGUGCUGGUAAGUGCGCGGGAGCGCGCGAUGAGAAGCGCGAUUAUAGUCGCCGCGACGUUGAGAGAGAGAGAGAGAGAGAAGUGAAGGAAAGAGAGAGAGAAAGAGAGUGAGUAUGAGUGAGUGAGAGGGCAAGAGAGAAAGCUAUGAACGCACGCAAGCGCGAGCGAGUGACAGAGAGGGAGUGAGAAAGAAAGUAAAAAGUGAGAGACAGAGAGAGAGAAAGAGGGAGAGAGAGGAGGACGAGGCGAAAGAUUCGAGGAUGCGACGGGGUGCCUGCACCCGUGCGUGAAUCACGCUUCAGAAACGCUCUCUCCUCGCCGUCCUCGAGUGCGCCCUAGUGUGCUCACCGCGACAUUGACCCGUGUGUCGUGGCUGGACGCCGCCGACGGCAGACAGCCAACCACCCCAGUGAUCGAGCGAGAAAAGUAGCGAUCAGCGUCUCUUGGCGCCGACAGCCGGAAGGGAAGCGACACCCACGAGGGAGCCUCCAAGUCGCUCCAAUCCCUCUAAUCGCCGAUACCGCUCACCGCCGGUCAGCCAUGACUCGUCCGUUCGUUGAAGUUCGCGCACCACAACCGGUACCGGGGAUCCUGUGACGAGGGGUGUCCUUACGGUGCGGUGAGGGGACCUCCGCUAUCUACCUACUUAUCUUACCGGGUGUGCCUUUCGACGAAUUCGUGUUAUUGGGAUUGGGAACUCGUGAACAACGUCAUCAUCAUCAUCGUCGUCGUCGCCGUCGCUGUCGCCGCUAGCGGACUUUAACUGGGGAUCUCGUACUUCAUAAGAAAAUUUUCUCAUGCAACUGAAAGUGAAAAUCAUGACGACGAGGCGUGUAUAAAUAUAGAUAUAUACACCCGUUAACACGAAACGUGGGUUCGAUUUGAAGGCAUAGAGACGCAGCAACGGAGGAUAGACUGGCAACAAAGAAACAGAAGCGGAUACAACAUGUCAGAUGAGGAAGACAAACCCCCUGCACCUCCUGUUCGAUUGACAUCAAACAGGGGUGAAUCUGCGCCUAAUUUACCAGUGGACAUGCGUCCGCUGCCUAAGGAACCAGACUCUGAUGAACGUAAGAAAAAGACAUUGAAGGGCAAGAUGAAGGUGAAGGAGAACAAGGACAAGCCCAACAUCAGUUACCCUACGAAUUUCGAACACACUGUACACGUGGGAUUCGACGCUGUGACCGGUGAAUUUACGCUGCCACUGAAAGGUAUGCCGGAAGCGUGGGCGAGACUGCUUAUGUCUAGCAAUAUCAGUAAACAAGAGCAGAAGAAGAAUCCACAGGCUGUUUUGGACGUAUUAAAUUGGUACGAUAGUAGCAGUAAAGAAGCGAAAGGUUCUAAAUACAUGACUACGACUAAGAUGGUCGGGGUAGUUGCACCAAUCGAAAGGGCGAGUAGUCCUCGAAGUAUGGGAAUAGGUAUCAAUACGGGGGUGGGGAAUAUUCGCGGGCAGGCAAUGUCCCAAGCGUCUGGCAGCUCGCAUUCUCAGCAAUCGUUGAGCAGGCUGAGCAGCAGUAGUCCGAGUAGCACACCAACGGACGCGUGUGCAACCAGCUCGGAGCAGGAGGACGAGCCGCCGCCUCCGCCCAUCUCCGCUCGACCGGAACGCACGAAGUCAAUCUAUACGAAACCCAUAGAAGAGGAACCACCGCCUCCGUUAACGACUGCGCUGGGCUCACCGCAACGAAACGGCAUGCAACAGCAGCAACAACACCAGUCUCAAUUAGAUAGAAAUAAGAAUCAAGCGACACCGACGUCAACGACGACCGAUCAGACACGGCCCGCGCAAGGUGAUAAAGCUAGGAAGAAGAAGAUGUCAGACGACGAGAUAUUAGAGAAACUUAGAACAAUCGUGAGCGUGGGAGAUCCUAAUAGAAAGUACACUAAAAUGGAGAAAAUAGGACAAGGUGCCUCGGGGACGGUGUAUACGGCAAUAGAAACGUCCACUGGCAUGGAGGUUGCGAUAAAACAAAUGAAUCUGUCGCAGCAACCAAAAAAAGAGCUUAUAAUAAACGAGAUUCUAGUGAUGCGGGAGAACAAGCAUCCGAACGUUGUAAAUUACUUGGAUAGUUAUUUAGUAGGGGAAGAACUGUGGGUAGUCAUGGAAUAUUUGCCAGGUGGCAGUUUGACCGAUGUUGUGACUGAGACUUGUAUGGACGAAGGUCAAAUUGCCGCGGUGUGCAGAGAAGUUCUGCAGGCGCUGGAGUUCCUUCAUUGUAAUCAAGUUAUACACAGGGAUAUUAAGUCCGACAAUAUCUUGCUCGGUCUUGACGGCGGAGUGAAGCUGACGGAUUUCGGUUUUUGUGCGCAAAUCUCGCCGGAACAGAACAAACGGACGACCAUGGUCGGUACACCAUAUUGGAUGGCGCCGGAGGUGGUAACGCGAAAACAAUAUGGACCUAAGGUCGAUAUAUGGUCGUUGGGAAUAAUGGCAAUUGAAAUGAUAGAGGGAGAACCACCGUAUCUAAAUGAGAAUCCGCUGAGAGCGUUAUAUUUGAUCGCAACGAAUGGCAAGCCGGAGAUCAAGGAGAAGGAAAAGUUGUCGCCUUUAUUUCAAGAUUUCCUAGAUCGAUGUCUAGAGGUUGAAGUGGAGAAACGAUCCGGAGCUUCCGACCUAUUACAGCAUGCUUUUCUGGGUUUAGCCAGGCCACUGGCUUCGUUAACACCUUUAAUAAUGGCGGCGAAGGACGCUGCCAAAGGUAAUUAAGACAGUGGUGUGUUAGGUUAUAGUCAUAAAACCUGACUGUGUAAGAAUGGUUAUAUGAACGAUGAAAAAAUGGAAAAAAAAGGAAAAGGAAAUAAUGAAUCACCCUCCCAAAACGGAAACGGCACAAUAAUUUAAUAAUAUAUAACAAAUAAUGAAUAAACAUAUAUUAUAUAAAUGUAUAUAUACAUACGCAGGUACAUGUGCAUAGUGAUGUAUGUAUAUGCAUAUGUAUGUAUGCAUGUAUGCGUACGUAUGUGUAUAUUGUAUGUAUACAAUAUACGUGUACACAAACGUAUGCAUAUAAAAAUUAUGUAUGCAGAGAGAAAGAGAGAAAGAAAGAAAGAAAGAAAGAAAGAAAGAAAGAGAGAGAGAGAGAGAGAGAGAGAGAGGCCAUAGAUAGAUAAAACUUAUUCGAUACCGUUACGAAGUAUCGAGAAGCGAGUUGCAAAGUUUUUAAAAAUGCUCGAUUCUCGCAUGUUGCGAGCGAACAAAGUUAAAUCAGAGUUAAAUCAGAUCGUUUUACGAGCGAUCUGAUGGCAGAAAACCUUGUUUUCCUCGAUAAGUCCAAUUACGAUUGAGUGCAAUGGACUCCACGACGUUUUAAUUUAGUCUGCGAGAGAAAUUAAAGAGGAAAUAGAAAACCGUACUUUACUUAUAUCGUACCGUGUGCGCUGUAGCUUGAUGAGCCCCUGCCGCAAUUUUGGAUUGUCAUCGAGGAAACACAAGUGAUUGUCAGUUAUUUUCUAAAAAUAUAAAACUAGUAUUAUUAACUCUUAAAAAAAAAAGAAGGAAAGAAGGAAAAAUGUGGAAAUCUGUGGGAUCGCGGAGUUAGAAACAGACGCAUAUUAUUUAUAGCGAAAAUUUUACUAGAUAAUACCACAAACAAAUGUGAACAAGUACAUAGAACCUAUUCUAAUACAUUUAUUAUUGUUUGACGAGAAAUUGCGGACAGAGAAAAAGAAAUUGGUCUUCGUAUUGGACUGAUAUUUUUUGAAGAAGGUUGCGGGGAGCGGAGCAAUAUGUUUUCAGUGUUUCGGUCUGUCAGAGCGACGAUAGACGUGUAAGCAGUAGCCUAACUUGUUUUAAAUGUUCUCAAAAAUCGCGUCCCGCGCGCGAUCGCUCAGCAUCUAAUCCGUUAUCCUAUUACGUCUCCUUGCAUUACAAACAUUAAUCAUCUUGGUUGAUUCCUAGUGUACAAAAUAUCGGAACUUCGACAUUGUAUCGACGACCGACUUAGAGAGAUUGAUUGAUUCACACGUGCAUCUAUAGCCGGUUGCAUCAACGAUUGUUUUGCGAGGUUCGUUUAAAAGCCGCUGACUUAGAAUUUCAUAAUGAAAAGAUGAGUAUUUUAUCUCAUUUGCGCAAUUAGAAAACAAAAAGUAAAAAAAAAAUUAU